CUACUGCUUUGUGUAGCGGGUAGAUGAAGCCAAUUAAUGUGAAAUGAUGAGCAGCUCGAGGAACCUUACGGCGGGAAUGCAGUUACAGAGCCACCACCGUGGCCAAAGGUUUUUUACCGUUGGAUUGUCUUCGAAGGACGUGUCAGACGAGAACCAGCUUGACCUUUUCUCCAAGACUCGUCGUACUCUCUCCAUUGCGUCCUCCGAUGAUUCUUCUGAUGGUGUUUCGGUGAAGUUGGGGAGAGUGUCAGUUGGAUCAGCGAAAUUGACGAGGAGUGGGAUUGACGAUCUGUUGUCGUCUAAUGAAGGAGGAAAGCACGAUUAUGACUGGCUUCUUACUCCUCCUGGUACUCCUCUUAUUCCUUUAUCCGAUGGAAGUGAAUCUCAGCCGGUCCAAGUUGCUCCUAGAAGCAGUUCCUUGGCUAGAUCUGUUUCUACUACAAAGGCUUCAAGGCUAUUGGUAUCGGAAAGUAACCAUUCCACAAGACCAGCUAGAAGCAGUUCAGUGACCCGCACUUCGGUUUCCUCUUCACAACGUAGUACUUAUACUUCUAAUAGAGGACCUUCAAUCCUCAAUACUAGCUCAGCUUCAGUCUCAUCUUACACUAGACCAGCCUCUCCGAGUACACGUGCUGCAUCAAGACCUUCCACACCAUCUUCCCGUUCAACCACAUCCAGAUCUUCAACUCCUUCUAGAAACCGUCCUUCUCCCACCAACUUUUCUGUAGACAGGACCAGACCAAUCCAAAAUUCAAGGCCAUCAGCUCCAAGUUCUAGGCCUCAAAUCCCUGCAAACUUGAAUUCCACAGCAUCCCAAUCAAACUCCCGUCCAUUAACUCCCACUCGUCAGAAUCCAGUUUCUUCCAUAACUCCAGCAGUGAGUCCAUCCACUUCAGUCGGCCGUGUUAUGUCAAAUGGGCGUACUUCUGGACCAGCAUCUCGAACAAACUCCCCAAGCCCCCGAGUUCGGCCCCCACAACAGCCAGUUGUUCCUCCUGAUUUUCCUCUUGACACACUGUCAAACCUUAGAACAACUUUGCCACCAGACAGGUCAGUGUCUGCAGGUAGGUCCAGGCCAGUAUCUGUAACUGUAAAGGGGAACCCAGAAGCUGCUGGCUCUGCAAAUAUGCCAAGAAGACAUUCAUCACCCAUUGUGUCAAGGGGAAGACUCAUAGACUCCCCUGGAAAGAAUCAUACUCUUGCCAACGGGCAUGCUGAGAUGCCGAACUCUCAAAGACAUGUCUCAGAGUUGUUGAUGCGGAAACCUGCGAAGCCCUCAACUAUUAUUCCAGAGAGCACUGAAUUUGGGAGGACAAUAUCCAAAAAAUCACUGGACAUGGCCAUUAGGCAUAUGGAUAUAAGAAAUGGUUCAGGGAGCAUCCGUCAACUUUCAGGCACUACCCUUUUCCCACAGAGUAUUCGGUCUGCCACUUCUAAAACCCAUUCUGCUCAAGCUCUGGAAUCUGUAAACAUGAAUGGAGGCCUCCAAAAUGGGGGUAUUUCAGAGAGAGGAAACAGCAUCAGCAGAAGCGGUGAAAAUGGAAAUGGAAGUGGUGCAAAUGUUGGACGAUACUCCACAAAGUUGAGUGAUGUAGGCAUCUAUGAGAGCACCCGUUAUGAUGCAUUACUAUUUAAAGAGGAUUUGAAGAACACAAAUUGGUUGCAUAGUAUCGAUGAUAAAUCCGAUCAAGGACUGAUUUUUGAUAAUGGAUUCGAUCCACUGCCAGAGCCCUUCAGCCUGUUGUAGCAUAUCUGAGAAUUGGUAUUAUUUUUCUCUUUGGUAAUUUUUAAAUUAUAUCCUAUGCUCUUACAAGUAUUUGAUUGCUUUUGAAGAAUGGAAUCUGUCGACUUCUAUCACUAGAACACCUGAGUCUAUGAGGUAGUAUUUUUCUACAAAAGGUAAUGGAUCUAUCAUCUGUCUUCAAUUAUUUGCAUUUAUAUGCUUCAAAUGUGUAAGUAUAUCAAGCAUCACGGUAAACUUGCCUAAGUUAAUGUCUUGGCUAAGGGUAGAUUUGUGUCAAACUUGCUCGGGCUCAAACGAGCUGAAUUUGAGUUGGAGUUCCUGUUUAAUAGUUUGACUUAAAUUCAACUCAUUUUGUUUACAUUGUUGGUAGCAUUGUUCAUUGCACUGACAAUUUUAUGAUGAAAUUAUGCAUUAGUUCGCUUAAGCUUGAGAUAGACAUUAAAAAUUUGAGUUAAACUUGAGUGGAUCUCUUUUUAAGUUUGGCUUGAAUCUACCCCUAGCCUUGCACCCAUUGAUAGCAAAAUGGCUAACCAACCCUCGUAUAGGUAGUGCGUUUCAGCAUUGUCCAAUUUAGGGUUAAUUGAUUUGGCAGGUGAAUGAUUAUACUUUUUAGCGGAUUUCAACUUUCAUGACCAUUGUAUUAAUAACCUUUUGUGGUUCUAGUUUAAACACAAUCAAUGAAUAAGAGUAUGCCAUUUUCAUUUGAGAAUGCCAGUUUCAUGGGUUAAAGGUUUUCUUUUCCAAUAAUUUGAAUAAUCCAAGUUUGAUCUCAAACCAAUCAUUCUAAAUUUGAUUUAAACUUGAACAGAUCUUACUUGAAUUUGAUUCGACUCAAAUUCAUCUCUAUAUGCAAGAGUAUUGGAAAUGCCACAAGGGAUUUUUAUGUUUGAUUUUAUUAUAGUUCAACAAACCUUAGUUGGUUUGCGGUGGUUAUGAAAUAGACGUAUUAUUUGAAUUUCUUUUCAACAACUUUUGUAAUCUUCUACUAUCCAUUAAUGUUAAAAGUAUGUACUGUUCCAUUUUUAGAUUUUUA
Mangifera indica (mango) is the source of this 2777-nucleotide messenger RNA. Its product is annotated as integrator complex subunit 6 homolog. Gene Ontology annotation, biological process: cortical microtubule organization. Gene Ontology annotation, cellular component: cortical microtubule. The transcript is spliced from 5 exons. The coding region runs from base 44 to 1747 and encodes 567 amino acids. NCBI's taxonomy places the organism in Eukaryota, Viridiplantae, Streptophyta, Magnoliopsida, Sapindales, Anacardiaceae. The record is from RefSeq and is a predicted model, not a curated record.